AUGGGAUUCUACAGAUCAAAUUCGUCAUCAGAUGCUCCUAGAUUGAAGCAACAAGUGGUAUUGCCAACUUAUAAGUUGGAUUCCAACUUGGUUCUUUUACCUGGUAUCAUUUAUAAUGUAGCUUUUUCAAGGUUUAAGGCUGCUGCAUUAUUAUACAGAUUUAAGGAUUUAGUUUCACAAAUUUCUAUCGUUAAUAAUUUACUUAACGAAUAUGAUUUUGAUAGCCGCGAAGGUGUUAAAUCUCCAACAGGUCAAGUGCAACAAGAUCCGGAAUCUUCAAAUCCAAGUAAGAUUUCAAGAGAAGCUAUUGAGGGAAUCUCUCUGUUUUUCCGUUAUGAGACACUUUCCAAAACAGCUGGUAUGACUGAGGAUCAAAUUGCUGGCCCUGGUAGUGAAUUUGAAUGGUUGACUGUUGCAAUUAUUCCUAAUUUGGACAAAAUUAAAAGCCCUCAAAAUUAUUCUUCAGAGGGUUCUAACGUUGUUACUGCUGUGAGAAUCAUUGGAAUUGUUGAUGAUACAACUAACAUUAAGUUAACAUUGCAAGCAAUUACCAGAUGUGUCAAAGUUGACAAAAAGAACACUAGAAGUAAUGAACAGUUAGUGGAAAUUGAUUGGUCUUAUCGUGUCCGUGAUUUGAAAGCAAACAUGAGGACAUUACAAGAUAAUGCAGGCAAGUUAUUCAAAUCGAUUGAUAAGUUCCUUGGUGAUUAUCGCCAGGCUCUUAAUAAUCCUGCCAAUAAAAACAGGACAAACUUAUCAUUAACCAGCAAGACUACUGAUGAAACUAACAAGAACAAUCCAGUUAAUUUGGAUAAUAAUCCUGACUUAUUAACACUUAACCCCUUGGCGAAUGCUUUGUAUUUACAAUUGGCGGGUUCAAAAGAUUUCAGCAAGGCAUUCUUAAGCUUACAAAAAUUAUAUUCGCAGUAUUCUUCAGGAGAAGAUCUUGUAAUCGACAAUAAGUCAUACUUAAGACUUAUGGACUUAACUUGUGGUAUUUUACCUUUUCCAAACUAUGAAAAGUUGAACAUAUUAAAUAAGUAUAGGAACAGCGAAAGAGCUAUUGAAAUCAAUGAAAUGAUUGUCAGAUUAAUGCAAAUAUUUGAAAACUUGAGACAAAACACUUCAUUUGUGAAUCAUUGGUUUCAUAAUGAAGCAACCAAUAUCCAAAAAGCUAACGUUGUUGCGAAUGAAUUGAAAUCCAUUAGGAUAUUAUUGGAAGGUAUGACUAAUAGAGAAAGGGCUGAAGGAAAGAAUCCUCGUCCUGCAAGAUUACCUGGAAGACCACCUCAUCGCCGUGUGGCUGGAACUCCUGAAGAUGACUAUGAGGAUGACGAUGAGGAUGAUGAAUUGAAAGCAAUAACCAAUUUCAUAAGAAAUAAAUUACCAGGAAUCUCGUCAUUGUCAUCUGAUUCAAAGAGGCUUAUUGUGAAGGAUUUCAAGAGAAUAAAGUCUUCGGCAAACUCCCCAGGAGGUGGUAAUUCCGACUAUCAUGUUCUUCGCAAUUAUUUGGAAAUUGUUAUGGAUAUUCCUUGGGACAAGUAUGUAACCAAAUUCAAAUCAAAUAAAGAAAUUGACCUCAAAUUAGCUAAGAAGCAAUUGGAUGACGACCAUUAUGGAUUAGAACAUGUAAAGAAGAGAUUGAUCCAAUAUUUGGUUGUUUUGAAAUUAUUAGGAAUAAAUGCCGAACGCGAAAUUGCACAUUUAAAGAAUGAAAAGAAGUUAAUCCAAUCGAAUAAUAGUAGUGCUUUGAAAACUGAUCAAGAACUUAAGGAUGCAGGAAGUAAUAGUAUCGUUAUUGCAAAUCAUGACGAAACUUAUCAUGUUCGUCAAAAGGCAAAACAAUCAUUCAACAAGACAAUCAAUGAAAGCAAGCUUGAUAAGAUAAGUGAUGAGUCUAUUGAAAUUUCCAGACAGAAUAAGUCUCCAAUCAUCAUGUUGGCUGGUCCACCAGGUACUGGUAAGACUUCUUUAGCUAAGUCAAUUGCUACUGCGUUAGGAAGAAAUUUCCAAAGAAUCUCGCUUGGUGGUAUCAAAGAUGAAAGUGAAAUCAGAGGUCAUAGAAGAACUUACGUAGGUGCCAUGCCAGGGUUGAUUAUUCAGGCAUUGAGAAAGGCUAGGUCUAUGAAUCCCGUCAUUUUGUUGGAUGAAAUUGACAAAGUUGUUGGAGGCAAUUCUGGACUUAAUAAGUUUAAUGGUGAUCCCUCUGCUGCUUUAUUGGAAGUAUUAGAUCCUGAACAGAACAAUACUUUUAUCGAUCAUUAUUUAGGGUUCCCUAUUGAUUUGAGUCAAGUUAUUUUCAUUUGUACUGCGAAUGAACCUCAUCAAAUGGCAAGACCGUUAUUGGACAGGUUGGAAAUGAUUCAAAUCGGUGCAUAUGAUUAUAAUGAAAAGCUCGUCAUUGGACGUAAAUACUUAUUGCCUAGACAAGUCAAGAGAAAUGGUUUCCCUGUCGCUGGUAAGAUAGAGGAAUUCGUGAAUAUUGAUGAAGCAGCAUUGAAGAAAAUUAUCAUUGACUAUACUCGUGAGGCCGGGGUUAGAAACCUUGAAAGGAAAUUGGGUACUCUUUGCCGGUUUAAGGCAGUUGAAUACUGUGAAUCUAUCGGUAAUCCAGAUACUACAUACUCUCCAAAUAUUGAAGAAUGUGAUUUACCAAUAUAUUUAGGUGUUCCUUUUGGAAACAGCGAUUUUACAGCCGCUGAAGGUACAACAAUUGGCAAUUCUAAAGUGGGGGUUGUGAAUGGAUUGUCAUACAAUUCCGAAGGUUCAGGCUCCGUUUUAGUUUUUGAAAGUAUUGGUUUCGAUAGAAGACUCAGUAAUCCAAAUGCCUCAGGUGACGGUGCAACGUUAAACAUGACAGGAAGAUUAGGAGAAGUUCUUAUGGAAAGUGGUAAGAUUGGAUUGAUCUUUAUUAAACUGAUGAUAUAUAAGAAUUUGCUUAAAAUCGCCAAUAGAGAUGAUAAGUAUUUGUUAGAAAGAUUCAAUAACACUGAUAUUCAUAUGCAUGUCCCAAUGGGGUCAAUCUCAAAAGAUGGGCCUUCUGCAGGUAUCACCAUGGCUUUGCUGUUUUUGUCGGUAUUGUUGGACAAACCUGUUCCUUCUGAUAUUGCCAUGACUGGUGAAAUUACGCUUAGAGGUUUGGUCUUACCUAUUGGAGGAGUGAAGGAAAAAUUAUUAGGUGCUCAUUUGAAUGUUGCAAUUAAAAAGAUGAUAGUUCCUCGUGAAAAUAGAAAGGAUUUGAUUGAAGAAUAUAGUAGAAGUAUAGAGGAAGUUGGAGAGGUUGUUGAUCAAAAUUUGGUAAAUGAAUUGUUAAAAGACAAUGAGGAACAUGAUUUCAAGAUGACUCAAGUCGAACAGUUCUACCAAAACAGGUACGGUAUUCAAAUAUUCUAUGCUCGUGAGUUUUACGAUGUAAUCAGAAUUGUCUGGGAAGAUGAUGAUUUAUUGUCAAAUCAUACAUCGAGUGGCUUACUUGAAUAUCAUUUAUAG
Molecule: messenger RNA, 3489 nt
Organism: Hemisphaericaspora subhashii
Lineage: Eukaryota; Fungi; Ascomycota; Pichiomycetes; Serinales; Debaryomycetaceae
Exons: 1
Coding region: 1-3489 (1162 amino acids)
Biological process (GO): protein processing; protein targeting to peroxisome; protein quality control for misfolded or incompletely synthesized proteins
Cellular component (GO): peroxisomal matrix
Molecular function (GO): serine-type endopeptidase activity; ATP-dependent peptidase activity; ATP binding
Source: RefSeq, a predicted model, not a curated record